UUGUUUGAAACCCGUGGCAGGAUGACAUAUCAGUUGAUCUGAAACAAAACGAUGUUUUGAUCAUCAGCCUCCGCGUGGCUUCCUGGACCCUCCCGCACGACAUUUGAGUCUUCGAUAUAUGUAUAAAUAAAGCUUCACUGUGACCCGACGCUUCGAUUACGAUUGCGUUCCCAUUUUUUUUAACGACCGUCUGUUCCCUAUAAGCUGUUCAAUCGAGCUCAUACCCACAAGCUCUGCCAUUUUCACACCACCAUGGCGAAAUCCGCAAGACGGUCUGGCAAGGGUAAAGCCCCUGCUGCGUCUCCAGCAUCGGCCUCUGGAACCUCGACUCCCAGCUCUCAAACCGGCCCUCUUCCCCCGUUCACACCGGCACCAGAAUGUCUCACUCCGUUCCUCAAGCUCCUAUCACCCGAAGAAGUAUACCUCAUCCACAUCGACCGCUCGGACCUCGACCUCAAAAAGCAAACCUUUAUAAUCCCCGCUGUAACGAACAUUCUAAUCAUUGCACUCAUUGCUCUCCGAGUCUACAUGGGUCGUACCAUGUAUCCUGCCCUCUUCGCAACUGUAGUCGGUCUCGCAAGCCCAGUGAAUGAUACCGCAUCGUUAAGCUGGACCGAACUCGCCUCCGUCGUUUUCCGCCGUGCGCUCCCAGUCCUGUUCGACUAUCUCCUCGUUGUAACAUUCCUCCCAUGGCCCAUCCGCUUCAUCGCAGGACCCAUCGAAUGGCGUCGCCGCAUCGGCUUUCGCAGCCAAGAAAUUAUCGUCCGCCGCAGCCAGCCAACCGUAUCCCAGAACCUCGAGCGCAACCGUUGGAUCCGUGAGGACGAAGAAAUGCGCGACAAGAUCGUCGCUGCCGUAACGCCCGACCGGCUUCUCAAAACGGGCUACCUUCUCGUUGACGCAGAUUGGGGACUCGACUACCCGGCCAUGGUCAAAGCGCACGAGCUCGUCGGUGCUAGUAGCAGCACACCCAAGGGCUCAGACGCCUCUUCACAUCUCCCACUUGACGAAUUCCGCACCGCCGUGCUGGUCAACACCGACAGCGACGGGUGGAUAAUCUGGCACGUCGGCGACGAAAACACCGAAGAAGGACGUACACGCUCCAAGCAGCGCGAUCAGAUCCUGGACUUCAAGGAGAAGCUCACGGAAAUGGGUCACGAAGCGCUUUUCUUCAGGUGGGUCGAGCUUAUCCAGUAUGAGAGUACGCAACCGGGCGGGUUCACCGCGGAAAGGCAAGCUAGUGCCAUGGUCCAGGCGAAGCAGCUGUUUGAAGAUGCCGGUGUUGACUUCAACGGAUUCUGGCAGGAAGUCGGGGGGAUGGAAGGGUUUGGGGAAGAUGCCGAUGAAGAGGUUGAUGUAGAUAAGUUUGCGGAGCAGUUGGACUAACGCCUUCGUGGGAACUUAUACUGUCUAUAUGCUUUGCAAGGCGAUUAUUCCUGCUCUUUUCUGUCCGUUUCUCUAUUAUUUGGUGUUUAUUUAGGCUACGGUGUUUUAUGGAUGGGCUCUGGACCGGUAUAUAGAAGGGGUCUUGGUGUAAUUCGUUAUUCUCAAUUUAAUACUGACAUUGUAAACCAAACUCGCACGUUAUCAAAUCCGUUCUCGGCAACAAAAUAUAAAAAGACUACUAUAGAAAGGAGAACCAACGAACAUCGCAAAUAACGAAAAGGGUAUCAUUUGGACACGGGAACCAAGAGAAGAUCAAGCGGGAUAUGCCAUGCCGGUGUCCUUUAUAUGACCUAACAACCAUGACAUUGUAAUACGUGACAUUU
Molecule: messenger RNA, 1769 nt
Organism: Aspergillus versicolor CBS 583.65
Lineage: Eukaryota; Fungi; Ascomycota; Eurotiomycetes; Eurotiales; Aspergillaceae
Exons: 2
Coding region: 253-1386 (377 amino acids)
Source: RefSeq, a predicted model, not a curated record